Cinara cedri is the source of this 876-nucleotide messenger RNA. The record is from the annotation of a GenBank genome assembly. Lineage: Eukaryota; Metazoa; Arthropoda; Insecta; Hemiptera; Aphididae.
AUGGCUUCUCUGAACGCGGCAUCCUCAAGGAAACAAUCAAAAUCUAAAGAUAAACUGUCAUCUAAUAUAGAGAAAAAAAACCUACCAAGAAACCUCAAUAUACAGAGUGUGCCUAGUGACGUGUUCAACGACUCACCUGAAAACGAAUGUGAUGUUUUCGAAACGCCAAAAAAAACCGCUAAGCGACAUCUUUCCUCAACAAAAUCCAAUGGCCAGGAAGCAGAUAAUAAAAAACCUAUGUUUGCGACAACAAACAGAUUUACUCCUCUUGCCACUAACGAUCAAAUAGAUCCUUUCACCAGUCCACCGCAGGCUCCCUCCAACACUGAUAACUGUGAAGCACCAACUAGAGCAAAUUUACCUCCCCCAAUAAUUGUCCGUGGCGUACUUGACUUUAUUAGCUUUCGUGAUGAACUCGUAAGGCUAGUUAGUUCUGACAACUUCUUCUUUAAAUCAUCCACUAAUGAUUUAAAAAUACAGUCAACUAAACCAGAAUUUUACCGUGCCAUUAUCCACUUCCUAAAAGAACGUAAGGCACAAUACCACACAUAUCAACCACGUGAAGAAAAAUCUUUCCGUGUUGUCAUUCGCAACCUGCACCCAUCAACACCAACGGCUGAAAUAGGAUUUGCCAUCGAGGAAUUAGGAUAUACAGUGCGCCAAGUAGCAAAUGUUAUCCACAAGAUCACAAAAAAUAAAUUACCUAUAUUUUUCAUCGACCUUGAACCGGCGGCAAUAAACAAGGAAAUUUUUAACCUAACGGUAGUACUUCAUACAAAGGUAAAAAUCGAAGAACCACACAAAAGGAAAGACAUUGUGCAGUGUCUNCAUUCUCAAAAAGGCAAGGUACUCACUCGGCUAAUUCUCAUUAUAUAA